GACGACCUGCCCACCGGUCGGGUCGAUGAACUCCUAGCUAGCAUCCACCUCUUCGCAACUCGCGAGCGGGUAGAGCCCCGUGACGAGGAGGCUGAGGUGCUGCAGCGGGAGGCCGAACCUGUGCCCGAGGGGGAGUUCCACCACGUCGAGCCGACUGACGACCCGACUGUGGUCGACUCCGUACUUCGUGGGCCAGACUUACGCGCGCAAGUCAACGACUCCUUUUCGGAGUUUGUCAAGACAAUCAAGGUUUCGUACGCGUCCGACAGCCUCGCUAAGAAGAUACUCGAACACCCGGAAGACCACAAGGACUUCCAGGUGAAAUCGGGUGUCAUCUGGGCGCGCAAUGCCAACCGCGAAUGGGUGACCUACGUUCCGAAAGGAUCCUUUGUCGACAAGACGUUGCGCCAGGUCGUGAUAGAGCAGGCGCAUCAGACUGUCGGGCACUUUGGACCUCAACGAACGGGGGAAUACAUUCGCCGCUGGUAUUGGUGG
Messenger RNA from Schizophyllum commune H4-8, 495 nucleotides. RefSeq lists its product as uncharacterized. The transcript has a single exon. NCBI's taxonomy places the organism in Eukaryota, Fungi, Basidiomycota, Agaricomycetes, Agaricales, Schizophyllaceae. The annotation marks the transcript as partial. The record is from RefSeq and is a predicted model, not a curated record.